Messenger RNA from Xenia sp. Carnegie-2017, 3447 nucleotides. RefSeq lists its product as uncharacterized. The transcript has 4 exons. Lineage: Eukaryota; Metazoa; Cnidaria; Anthozoa; Malacalcyonacea; Xeniidae. The record is from RefSeq and is a predicted model, not a curated record. Gene Ontology annotation, biological process: DNA integration. Gene Ontology annotation, molecular function: nucleic acid binding. Bases 10 to 3447 code for a protein of 1145 amino acids.
AUUGACAAGAUGGCGGCAUCCUUUGGCUAUGAAUCUCAUGAAGAACUCACAGAAUUUCUACAUACGCUUCAAAAUCUGUUCAGGCAAACACAACAAUCGCUAUUAUCAAAUGACCAUCUUGGAUUAGAGCACUGUAAAAGCAAAAUUGAGCGUUGUAUACCAAUUGCUUCUGCGAUUUUACUUUCACUAAAUGAUCCUCAUCCUCGAAAUGAUCCCUGCCUUACAGCAACGCAAAAUGCACAAAUACAAACGCCAACGCUUCGAUCGCUGGUGGAAAUAUUAAUUUGUGACAUGGAAGUCGAAUUUGAGAAGGUUACAGCUGCUUUGGAAACAUCUUAUGAUGAAAACGUUAGAGAUGUUAUUUCAUUUUUACCAAGCAAUGGCGGAAGGCCUUCAUACAAUAUCACAAAAAUUCAAAUAGAGCAGUUGCGGGAGACAGGAUUGAAUUGGAAAAGUAUUGCAAAUUUUCUUGGUGUCUCUGAACGAACACUCGCUCGAAGAAGAGUAGAGUAUAGUAUUGAAGGAAAUUUUACUGUAAUAACAGAUGACAGCUUAGAUGCAGAAAUACGAGAUGUCCUCCGCUUAACACCAUAUAGUGGUGAAUGUUACGUACGUGGCAGUUUGAAAGCAAGAAACAUAAAUGUCCAAAGAGAAAGAGUGAGAGAAAGUCUACACAGGCUUGACUCAAUUGGAAGAAAUAUGAGAAGACGGUAUGCCAUCUGCAGAAGAGUUUAUGAUGUCCCAGGGCCCAACCUUUUGUGGCACAUAGAUUCUAACCACAAGCUCAUCUCUUGGCGCUUUGUCAUCCAUGGAUGUGUGGAUGGCUUUAGUCGACUGAUAAUAUAUUUGAAAUGUACAACCAACAACAAGGCUGGCACAGUUGUUGAGCUAUUUAAAUAUGGGGUUGCAGAAUUUGGACUACCAUCAAGGAAGGCUCGAUUUGAGAAAUCAGGGACUUUGCCGAAGUUCGGAUUCAUCAAGACGCAGAAGCCUUGCCUUGAAGCAUCUUAUAAGGUCGCUUACCGCAUUGCCAAGGCAAAGAAAGCUCACACUAUCGGAGAGACAUUGAUAAAACCGUGUGCUCUGGAAAUGACUGAGCUAGUAUGUGGCACAGAACAAAGAAUGAAACUUGAAGCCGUUUCCUUGUCAAACGAUACCAUCAGCUCCAGAAUUAUUGACAUUUCUAAUAAUAUUCUGAAACAAGUAAUGGAGGAACUUAAAGCAUCACCAUUUCCAUUUAGCAUGCAACUGGAUGAAAGCACAGAUGUCUCUCAGUGUGCCCAGCUUCUUGUAUAUGUUCGUUAUAUGCACGCUGAUGCAAUUAAAGAAGAAUUCCUAUUUUGCGAGCCUCUCUCAGAAACUACAAAGGCUGCAGACGUAUUAGAGAUGGUGAACAAUUUCUUUGCCAAACAAGACUUCAAUUGGAAGAGAAAUAUUGGUAGUUUGUGUACCGACGGAGCGCCCGCAAUGCUUGGAAAAACCUCAGGGUUUGCUUCGUUGGUAAAGAAAGAAGCUCCUCACAUCAUUGUGACUCAUUGCUUUCUACAUCGACAUGCAUUGGCAUCAAAAACUCUAUCACCAGCUUUAAAAGAAAUUUUGUCUGUUUCUGUAAAGAUCGUCAACUUUGUCAGAGCUCGAGCUUUAAACAAUCGUAUAUUCAAAAGACUUUGCCAAGAAAUGGGUGCACAACAUGAAGUACUUUUGUACCACACUGAAGUUCGCUGGCUUUCGAGAGGUCAAGUUUUGAAGCGUUUGAUGGAACUGAGAAAGGAAGUUUCAUUCUUCUUACGAGAAAAACAAAAUCCUCUAUCAGUGCAAUUUGACAGAAAGGAGUUUCUUUAUGGCUUAGCUUACUUGGCAGAUAUUUUCGGUCAUUUGAAUGAAGUAAAUCUGUCAUUUCAAGGACCAGAUGUAACGAUUAUGGACGUUACAGAAAGACUGCAGGCUUUUCAAGCAAAGCUUCCUUUGUGGAAAAGAAGACUUGAGACAGACAACUUUGCCAACUUCCCAAUGCUGGAGGAAGUGAUCUCUCAAACUCGAAUCGAUAAUACUGAAGCCCUGCUUUCCUCUCUACGUGGAAAUAUGUGCGAAAAUUUAGACAGAUUGCAGCAAUCUUUUGAAAGUUAUUGCUCACAUGAUCCGAAUUUUGAAUUGUGGAUUCGCAACCCAUUUCUUGCAGAUCUAAAUUCUAUUGGUGAUGACAAUCUUGCCAAAGAUGACCUCAUUGAGUUGAGGACAAUGCAAAUGCUAAGGAGCGAAUUCAAUUCAAAGAACCUUGCAGAAUUCUGGUGUUCCUUGGCACAAGCGUAUCCUCGCCUGGUGAAGAGAGCCAUGGUUGCUCUUAUUCCUUUUGCUACUACCUACCUCUGUGAGGCAGGGUUUUCUGCUCUUCUUGCUAUCAAAACGAAACAGCGAAAUCGGUUGGAUGCUAAGGAUAACAUGCGUGUGGCCUGUGGAGAGACUUAUGUUAAAGGAAGUUUGCAUGCAAGGGGUGUACUUAUUCAGAGAUCACGAGUGAGGGAAAGUUUGCAACGUGUUGAUCCUAUAGGUCGAAGCUUGAGAAGAAGAUAUGCUAUUUGUCGAAGAGUUUAUAAUGUUAAGGGACCCAAUAAUUUAUGGCAUCUAGAUUCAAAUCACAAGCUUAUAUCAUGGAGGAUGGUUAUACAUGGUUGCAUUGAUGGAUUUAGUCGAGCCGUUAUUUACUUAAAAUGUUGCACUGAUAAUAGAGCAUCAACAGUUUUGAAUUUAUUUAAGCAAGGUGUUGAAGAUUUUGGAUUGCCAUCGAGAGUGAGAGGAGACCAUGGUGUUGAAAAUUUUGAGGUGGCAAAAUAUAUGAUUUCAAGCAGAGGGAUGGACAGAGGAAGCUAUAUAGCUGGUCGAAGUGUUCAUAACCAGCGGAUAGAAAGACUAUGGGCUGAGGUCAACAGAGUUCUAUCUGCACUUUACAAAGGAAUCUUCAAACAUUUGGAAGAGAAUUCAUUACUUGAUUCAUUGAAUGAGGUGCAUCUAUUCUGUUUACAGUUCGUUUAUCUACCUCGAAUUAAUGCUUCAUUGGCUGAAUUUGUUACCCAAUGGAAUUACCAUGGGCUCAGAACAUGCUCUCACCAAACACCUAUGGCUAUGUGGCAAACGAACAUGCUGUUGGAGUCAGACGAAUCAUCAUUAAUAAAUUUUGAAUUGUAUGGAAUAGAUUUUGAAGGCCCAUUGCCAGACAUUAUCACAUCAAACAACAUUGUUGUUCCAAACUCUGAUGUGGAACUAACCGAUGAGCAGUUUCAGAUUUUGAAUGACCAAGUUAAUCCAAUGUCAAAUGAUGGCGAUAAUGGAAUCAACCAUUACUUGCAAGCUCUACAUAUUAUCGAGGACUUUCAAUUAAGGACAGUAGUCAAUGAUAAUGCAGAUGAUAGUACAACAGAUAUGUAUGAAUAUAUCACAGGCGACGAUUAA